GGCAGGCAGGACAUGUGUGUGGAUUAAAAUGCUGAGGAGUUUGGCUGCCAGAGAAAGACGUUAUUGUUGUGACUUUCCCCUCCUUCCCUUGCUCCCACCCACCCUCUCAGAGAGAACCUCAAAGGAACGGAACCAGAGAAAACACACACAGCUUGGAGGAGGAUCGUUUGUUUCAGAACCAGACUGGAGUGAGAAGGAGGAAGAGGUUAAGGGGGAGGAAGAAUCCUGGAAGUUAAAAAUACAGGAGAAAGAAGGCCAGGUGGCAACAGAGAAACUUUAUAGACCAUGAAGGUGGUUGCCAGGCUGAUUUUCCCACUGAUACUUGUUCUACUCUGUGAAGUAAAUGGGCAGAGGCGCAGACCUCCAAAGAAGCGUGUUACUCCUCCACCAAUUGAACCAGUCGAACCUACAGAUUUGCCUCCACCCUUGCCACCAGGACCCCCCUCCAUUUUUCCAGACUGCCCUAGAGAAUGCUUUUGCCCUCCAGAUUUCCCUUCAGCCUUGUACUGUGACAGCCGCAACCUGAGGAAAGUGCCUAUCAUUCCAUUCAGGAUCCAUUACCUCUACCUUCAGAACAACUUCAUUGAAGAGCUUCCUGAGGAAUCUUUCAAAAAUGCCACAGAGCUGAGGUGGAUCAAUCUGGACAACAAUCGUAUCAAGAAGGUAGACAAGCGGGUAUUAGACAAGUUGGAGAACCUUGUCUUCUUGUACAUGGAGAAGAACCAUCUUAAGGAAAUCCCCAGCAAUCUGCCUCCAAAUCUGGAACAGCUUCGGCUGAGCAGAAACCGAAUCUCCAAGAUAGCCUCUGGUGCCUUCAACAAGCUGGAACACCUCAUUCUUCUUGAUCUCCACAAUAAUGAACUGAAUGAUGCAGUCUUCAACAAGAACACUUUCAAGGGGCUCAAGAAUCUUAUGCAGCUCAACUUAGCUCGCAACAUACUAAAGAAGAUGCCACCUGGAAUUCCCACUGCUGUCCAUCAGCUCUUCCUAGAUAAGAACAACAUUACUGACAUCCCCAACAAUUACUUCAAGGACUUUCCCAACUUGGCAUUCCUUAGGCUUAAUUACAAUGGCCUCACUGACAAAGGGCUACCCAAGAACUCUUUCAAUAUCACUAAUUUGCUGGUCUUGCAUCUGGCACACAACCAGCUUACCAACAUCCCUUACAUCAGUCCCAAGUUGGAGCAUCUCUACUUGAAUGAUAACUCAAUUGAAACUAUCAAUGGAACUGAGAUAUGCCCCACUUCUCUGUUCACUUUCCAAGAACUGUCCUCAGAUCUUGACAACGUGCCCCAUCUUCGGUACCUACGCCUAGAUGGCAACCACCUGAAGCCCCCCAUCCCUUUGGACCUGAUGAUGUGUUUCCGACUGUUGCAGUCUGUUAUUUUCUGAGCCUUGUAGCAAUCGCCACUCUCCCAGGACUUUGGCUUUGCGCAUUGACUUGAUUCCAGUCUAUGUUAGACAUGGGGAAUAUAUCCUAUCACUUCUCCCUGACCGUUCCUCCCUACUGCCUUCUCUUUUCUGCUCCAUCCUGUUUCCUAUUCUUUUGGCUGCACUAAUCUUUCAUUUUCAUUGCAGCCCCUUCCCUAUUCAGCAUCUUAUGAAUGUCCUUAAAAAUGUUGCAUGUCAUGUAUCCACAAAAUAGCCAUAAGUUACAGUAAAACAGGUAUCUCCUAUCCUUAACUUAUAUCAAAUGUAGAGAUGGGAGUAUGCACAGCAUUUGCAGCAUUUGUGAUAUUGCCUAGCUGUCUUGAGCUUUACAGAGUUAUUGCCUCUCCACUAUGACAACAAAAACAAGCUUAUAAAAGAGGUUAUAUUUUGCAUAAUUCUCUGAGAGAAAACACAACUGUAAUUUCAGUGUGCCAUUUGACUAAUAAUGACGUUGAGAAAAGGAAUAGUCAGACAUUAGGUGGCAAGUGUAAGUGUAGCCUAGGUAGAAACUCUGCCCUGCAUGAAGUACUAUUGAGUGCAUAAAUCCUAUGGUGGCAUGUAAGGUAUAUUGUAAAUACAAUGGAAAGAGAUUAGGAAU
Messenger RNA from Heteronotia binoei (common prickly gecko), 2029 nucleotides. RefSeq names its product proline and arginine rich end leucine rich repeat protein (gene PRELP). Bases 286 to 1392 code for a protein of 368 amino acids. Gene Ontology annotation, molecular function: protein binding; heparin binding. The transcript is spliced from 3 exons. Lineage: Eukaryota; Metazoa; Chordata; Lepidosauria; Squamata; Gekkonidae. Gene Ontology annotation, cellular component: extracellular exosome. The record is from RefSeq and is a predicted model, not a curated record.